Botrytis porri is the source of this 480-nucleotide messenger RNA. RefSeq lists its product as uncharacterized. The transcript has a single exon. The record is from RefSeq and is a predicted model, not a curated record. Bases 1 to 480 code for a protein of 159 amino acids. NCBI's taxonomy places the organism in Eukaryota, Fungi, Ascomycota, Leotiomycetes, Helotiales, Sclerotiniaceae.
AUGUCUUCAGAUUCAGAUACUACGCCAGUACCUACAAUCUCCCCUGAGUUUCAUGGAGAGACCAAACCAAUUAAUAUUACUUCCUCAACCGGAAAUGCCAAGCCUUCACAGCCCGACGUUCACCGACUCAAGCUCCCCACUGAACAUCGCGACAGUACUAUUUCUACUCCCGACAGCAUGAAGGUUGAAACUGGUAGUUCUAGCGAUGGAAUUGCAGAAGCUGUCAGCCCCGUUGAAGGCCUGCGCGCGAAAUCUCAUGGCGUCGCACACGAGGCCGAGGUUAACGGUAGCGAUGAAUCAUGGGAGGAGGUGAGGCAUGAAAGAACCCAAGCCUUAGAGGAAGGAACACAGGAUAAUAGACCAGUCUGGGUGGGCCACGUCGAAGAGAAGAAUGCGACACAGGAAGAGGAAGGUUCGGGAGAUAUUGCUCCGGAGUUCCGACCGAGAACUCCAAGACCUUAUGGCUCUCAUAGUGAAUGA